Adineta ricciae is the source of this 597-nucleotide messenger RNA. Lineage: Eukaryota; Metazoa; Rotifera; Eurotatoria; Adinetida; Adinetidae. The record is from the annotation of a GenBank genome assembly.
AUGUUAAUAAUCAUUGCUCUUUUCGUCGUCACUGCAUCCGUUGCUUGUGAACGUGCAACUCCACCAGCGUAUCCAAUCUGGCCAACUGGUUUCAAAACAGAAGCCACAAUCGUCGCUUUCGAUGAAGAUAAUCAACCUCAUACGCAUCGUAGUGUGUUCUAUUAUUCGUAUACUAAUCAAACAAGUACCGGACGUUUACACGGACUCGAACGACACGAUCAUUUCGGUUACUGCUAUGGUUGGGCUUUGAAUCAACCAAGUUGCAUGAUUUUAAUCACUGAAAAUGUUUACGUGGUUGCUCAGAAUCUUUGCUGUAUGGCUAUGCCAGGCAACUUUGGUGUGCCUAUAAAUUGGCUCAAAGGUGCAACAUGGCUCGGAAUCGAACAGAUUCACGGUCGAACAGUUGAUCAUUGGUAUUCGCAUGAACAUGAAUAUUGGAGUGAAGUCAAUGAACCAAAUAACGGUGUACGUUAUUCAGGACCAAAUUUUAAGACACCACGACAAUUUACCGAUUAUGAUGUUUGGCAAGUUGGUCCACAAGAUCCAAGUCUUUUUGCUUUACCAAAAAAUGUCGAUUGCAGUCAACCUUGCCCAUAA